This is a messenger RNA of Rhodofomes roseus, 1149 nucleotides long. RefSeq names its product endo-1,4-B-xylanase. The transcript is spliced from 8 exons. The coding region runs from base 1 to 1149 and encodes 382 amino acids. Gene Ontology annotation, biological process: carbohydrate metabolic process. The record is from RefSeq and is a predicted model, not a curated record. Lineage: Eukaryota; Fungi; Basidiomycota; Agaricomycetes; Polyporales; Fomitopsidaceae. Gene Ontology annotation, molecular function: hydrolase activity, hydrolyzing O-glycosyl compounds.
AUGGGCUUUAAACUCGGUGAAUCAAAAAAAAAAAAAAAAAAAAAAAAAUCCUCUCAGGCUGUAACGCUAGCCGUCCUCGUCGGGGCUUUCCCCGCCAUCCAAGCUGCUGCCAUCCCGACCCCAGCCGCGUCGAGUACGCUACCAACUGGGACGUCCGUCGUUUCUGGUCUGAACGUCUUGGCUAAGGCUGCUGGCAAGCUCUACUUCGGAUCGGCCACCGACAACCCAGAGCUGAACGACACGACGUACACGAGCUACCUGGACAACAGCAACCACUUCGGUCAGAUCACUCCGGGCAACGCCUUGAAAUGGGAUGCCACCGAGCCCGAACCGAACACGUUCACAUUCACCGAGGGCGACCAGGUUACCGAUCUGGUUAAGAGCAAUGGCCAAAUUUUGCGCGCGCACAACCUAGUGUGGCACGAACAGCUUCCUAGCUGGGUAACGUCGAACAAUUACAGCGCCUCUCAAUUGACGGAGGUCAUUCAAAACCAUAUUUCAAACCUCGCUGGACACUACAAAGGACAGCCUAAUACUGAUUUUGGUUUCCGUCAAGAUGCCUGGGACGUCGUGAAUGAACCGUUUAACGAUGAUGGAAGCUUCCGCUCGGAUGUCUUCUACGACACACUCGGUAGUAGCUACAUCUCCAUCGCCUUGGAUGCAGCGCGCGAGGCCGACCCGAACGCUAAGCUGUAUAUCAAUGACUACAACAUUGAAUAUACAGGCGCCAAGGCCACCGCCAUGCAGAACCUCGUCAAGACGCUCCAGUCCGACAGCGUCCCCAUCGACGGCAUCGGCAUGGAGUCGCACUUCAUCGUCGGCGAGGUGCCCACCACACUCGUGGAGAAUUUCCAGGCGUUCGCCGACCUCGGCGUCGAGUUCGCCAUUACGGAGCUCGACAUUCGCAUGACGCUCCCCGAGACCGCUGACCUCCUAGAGCAGCAGAAGCAGGACUACUACACGGUCGUCUCCGCGUGCCUCCAGGUCUCCGCGUGCAAGGGCAUCACCGUUUGGGACUGGACGGACAAGUACUCGUGGAUCCCGUCGACGUUCCCUGGCCAGGGUGCGGCCACGCCUUUCGACGACAACUACGAGGAGAAGCCGGCCUUCGACGGUAUCGUCGCGGCACUCCAGGGCCAGAGCCUGUGA